Messenger RNA from Dermochelys coriacea (leatherback sea turtle), 542 nucleotides. RefSeq names its product NADH:ubiquinone oxidoreductase subunit B6 (gene NDUFB6). NCBI's taxonomy places the organism in Eukaryota, Metazoa, Chordata, Testudines, Dermochelyidae. Gene Ontology annotation, biological process: mitochondrial ATP synthesis coupled electron transport; mitochondrial electron transport, NADH to ubiquinone. The record is from RefSeq and is a predicted model, not a curated record. The coding region runs from base 68 to 454 and encodes 128 amino acids. The transcript is spliced from 4 exons.
GAGCGCGCCGCUUGCGGGGUGUCCUGUCCUCGAGAAGGUCGCGUUUCCGGCGCUGGGCCGUCUCGGGAUGGCUGGCUACACCCCCGACGAGAAGCUGCGGCUGCAGCAGCUGCGCGUCCUGCGGCGCCGCUGGCUCAAGGACCAGGAGCUGAGUCCGCGCGAGCCCGUCUUGUCCCCGACGAAACUCGGGCCAGUGACCAGCUUCUGGGAGCGUUUCCUGCAGCCGGGCUCCUUCUGGCGACUGCAGACUUUCAAGCUGUACAAAGCUAGUGUAUUUACUGUAACUUGGAUACUUAUUCCUGCCUGGGUUAUUCACUACUAUGUCAAAUACCAUGUAAUGAAAAUGCCAUAUGGUGUUAUUGAAGUGAAGCCCAAAGUAUUCCCAGGUGACAGAAUUCUAGAGACAGGAGAAAUAAUCCCACCAAUGGAAGAAGAGCCUACUGGUCAUCACUGAAGGUUAUAAACUCUAGCUUUGUUCCUAUAAAAAUGUGUUUAAAUAUCUCCAGAUAUGUAUAUAAAACAAUAAAGUCGCUUUCAGGAGA